Molecule: messenger RNA, 1443 nt
Organism: Diatraea saccharalis (sugarcane borer)
Lineage: Eukaryota; Metazoa; Arthropoda; Insecta; Lepidoptera; Crambidae
Source: the annotation of a GenBank genome assembly
AUAACCUAAUGUCAUAUAGCUAAGAAGACCGUCUGUCACUGUCAGUCAGCUGUCAGCACACCAUAUCACCGACUAAAAUGUACAAAGUUCGUACGAGUAGAUUUUAUUUGGUGUAAAAUUUAAUGUAUCUAUUUGUUUAUUUUUAGAAGUUAAUGUUUUCUACAUAUUAUACAUAAAUUAAUUUUUAAACGUACAAAAUGGAAACCAAAGUAGCAGUUGUAACGGGAGGAAACAAAGGUAUUGGAUUCGAAAUUGUGAAAGGAUUAUGUCAAAAGUUUAAUGGGACUGUGUUCCUCACAGCUAGAAAUGAGGAAAGAGGUUUACAAGCUGUCAAGAAAUUAGAAGAAUUAGACCUACAUCCUGUUUUUCAUCAGCUGGAUAUUACAAGUGAAGAGAGUUUGCAAACAUUUGCUACCCACAUUUCUAGUAAUUAUUCUGGAAUAGAUGUUCUCGUUAAUAACGCCGGCCUCCUUGAUUUCGACAAGUCUGUUUCUACAUACGAAGAAUCUAAGAAAUUAAUUGACACAAAUUUUAUGAGUUUGUUGAGGAUAUCAAAAAUUUUGUAUCCCUUAUUGAAAGAUGACGCCCGUAUAAUUAACCUUAGUAGUGAUUGGGGCCUAUUAUCAAACAUACGAAAACAAAUAUGGCUCGACACAUUAGUGAAAGACAACCUUACUGUAGAUGAGAUUACAGAUUUUGUUAAUGAUUUCUUACAAGCAGCUAAAAAUGGGAAAAACGCUUUUGUAUCUUUUGCUGGUCAUUAUGGUGAUUAUAAAGUGUCUAAAGUGGCAAUGUCGGCAUUAACAUUUGUUCAACAGAGACAGUUUAAUGAGCUGGGGAAAAAUAUUUCUAUAAAUUGUGUUCAUCCUGGAUUUGUUAAGUCCGAUAUGACAAAUGGUAUGGGUGAUUUUACACCAGAAAGAGGGGCACGUGCACCAUUGUAUCUGGCGCUAGAAGCACCACAAAGUUUAAAAGGUACAUUUGUAUGGCACGAUUGCCACCAAGUCAACUGGGAUGACUAGACUGUUAUGGUGUAUUUUUGUUGCUGUUAUAACGACAUUAAUCCUGUGAUAAUAGUGUCACACACUUUAAAAAACUUAAUAUAUUAUUUCUUUUAGUUAAAUAUGUUUUAUUUCAAUUCUUUGUUAGCUUUGAAAGAAUAAGAAAUCCUAUAAGAUGUAGGCUAAGUUUUUCAAAAUUUAAAGAAGUUUUGGUUAUAAUAGAGUAUAAGCUAUGUAUGUACACAUGGCCAAACGUCAGACUAUACUAUACAUUGUUGACUUUGUACAGACCACUCUUUAUAUAAAACUUCUCUACUAACAGAACUCUGCUUAUGGUACUAGUGUGAAGCACGAAGUGUGGCGGCGUGUACAUUAUGUGCUAGUAAAAUUUAUUACUAUUAAAAUACUGUACUUCCUGUAAAAACUCUUCAUUGAAAGUGAU